Molecule: messenger RNA, 528 nt
Organism: Miscanthus lutarioriparius
Lineage: Eukaryota; Viridiplantae; Streptophyta; Magnoliopsida; Poales; Poaceae
Source: the annotation of a GenBank genome assembly
AUGGCGGCGCCGCUCCUCUUCUACGAUCUCAGCCUCCUCCCGUCCUCCUCCUCUGUUGACGGGGGCAAUGUCAGCUCGAACUCCUCUUCCUCCUCCCGCCUCCAACUCUUAGCCGCCACGGCGCGCGCCCUCGAGCUCGGCUACGCCGCCGUCGCUCUCGACCACCCCCACCGCGGCCUCCUCGCCGACUCCCACCGCUGCCGCACCGAGCCUUUCGCGCCCCUCUCCUCUCUCCCGCUCCCAUCCUCCGCCGCCCUCCAUCGCCGCCGCCUCGCCUCCCCUGCCUCGGAGUCCUUCCGCCAGUACACCCGCAUAACUCUCUCCCUCGACUCCGCUGCCGCCACCGCUUCCGCGCUCGCCCCCUCCGCCUCCCGCCUCCUCCGCACCUACGACCUCGUCGCAGCCCGCCCCCUCACCCAGGCCGCAUUCGAUCACCUCUGUCAGGCACCCCUCUCAGCUCAACACCUUGAUCUCAUCUCCGUCGAUUUCUCCUCCCACGGUAAGCUGCCCUUCCGCAUCAAGCCAUGA